This is a messenger RNA of Arabidopsis arenosa, 1539 nucleotides long. NCBI's taxonomy places the organism in Eukaryota, Viridiplantae, Streptophyta, Magnoliopsida, Brassicales, Brassicaceae. The record is from the annotation of a GenBank genome assembly.
AAUUUCUCCGUUCAAAAUCUCUUUUUUUUUUUUUUUGCGGAUAUGAGGAAACUUUGUCCGAAUUACAACCUCGAAGACGGUUUAGAGACCGUCCUCGAGGUUCCCAUGCCUGAGGAGUUAUUUGCUGCGUCCAAGACAAAACCGGGAUGGAACCAAAUGAAGUCUUACUGGUCAAAACCCACCGCCACUGCAACCGGAACCGCAACAGCCACAAACAUGACAAGACUCUUUGGUGGUCGUAACGCAGAGAUCCAGCUCCUUCUCGGAGUUGUUGGGGCUCCUUUGAUCCCUCUCCCCGUUCAGCCUGAACAACAAAACGAUUAUGAGAAUCCCAUUCACAAAGACAUCAAAGACCAACCUCUCGAGAUGUCGAUGGCGCAAUACAUAGUGAAGCAGUACAUAGCAGCGGUAGGAGGUGAUCGGGCUUUAAACGCGGUAGAGAGCAUGUAUGCGAUGGGAAAAGUGAGGAUGACAGCAUCAGAGUUCUGUACAGGAGAAGGAAGCCUGAACAGCAAGAUGGUGAAGGCAAGGAGUAUCAAGAGUGGAGGAGGAGAAGUAGGAGGCUUUGUGUUGUGGCAGAAGGGAAUAGAGUUAUGGUGUCUUGAGCUCGUCGUCUCAGGCUGCAAAAUCAGUGCCGGUAGUGAUGCCAAAGUCGCUUGGAGACAAACUCCAUGGCAUCCUUCUCAUGCCUCUCGUGGUCCUCCUAGACCAUUGCGCCGUUUCCUCCAGGGUCUUGAUCCAAAAUCAACGGCUAAUCUAUUCGCAAGAUCGGUAUGCAUGGGAGAGAAGAAGAUAAAUGAUGAAGACUGUUUCAUACUCAAACUCGACGCUGAGCCAUCGGCGCUUAAGGCGAGAAGCAGCAGCAAUGUUGAGAUCAUCCGGCACACAGUGUGGGGAUGUUUCAGCCAGAGAACAGGUCUUCUGAUUCAACUUGAAGACUCUCACCUUCUAAGAAUCAAAGCUCAAGACGAUAACAGUAUAUUCUGGGAGACAACAAUGGAGUCUUUGAUCCAAGAUUACAGGACUGUUGAUGGUAUUCAGGUAGCACACGCUGGUAAAAGCUCGGUGUCUCUGUUUCGGUUUGGUGAGAACUCGGAUAAUCACUCGAGGACUCGGAUGGAAGAGACUUGGGAGAUUGAGGAAAUGGAUUUUAACAUUAAGGGUUUGUCUAUGGAUUGUUUUUUACCGCCUUCUGAUCUCAAGAAGGACGAUGAUGAAGAAGAAGAAAUCGAAUGUGGUUUAGCUGCUAAUAAUGAGAAGCUGCCUAUGAAAAUCCGAAGCGCUUCUUUGAGGAUUAGUUCCUCAAAGAUCUUAGCAAUUGUGGAAGAAGAAGAAGAUGAAUCAGAGGUCACUGAGGAGACAUAAAAGCAUGGCCUGAGUUUUGGUUUUUGUACAUAAUUUUUUAAUCUAUUGCAACAUGGAAACAGAGGAUUUUUUUCUAUUUUUGGUUUUUGGGUUCCCCUGUAAAUCACUGAACUCUUGGGAUGCAAAAUGCAAUGCAAGUGAUCAGAUUCUUCAUAAUACAAUGAGAUAAGAGAA